This is a messenger RNA of Pecten maximus, 963 nucleotides long. RefSeq names its product influenza virus NS1A-binding protein homolog A-like. Lineage: Eukaryota; Metazoa; Mollusca; Bivalvia; Pectinida; Pectinidae. Bases 1 to 963 code for a protein of 320 amino acids. The transcript is spliced from 5 exons. The record is from RefSeq and is a predicted model, not a curated record. Gene Ontology annotation, molecular function: protein binding.
AUGAGCAGUGCAAGGUGUGGCUUUGGUAUUUGUGUGGCCAACGACAGAAUCAUUGCCUGUGGUGGCUAUGACCGAGGAGAAUGUCUGCAGUCUGUGGAAGCCUACAACAUAAAGACCAAUAAAUGGACCCCUUGUCCUAACAUGCCUGAUCCAAGGGGACGCUUUUCUGUGGAACAGAUCGACAAUAUGAUAUAUGCAAUCGGGGGAUCAGAUGGACAUGGAUGCCAAACAAAGAUCCACUGCUUUGAUGUAGCUACUGAAAAGUGGAAAACUCUCUGUAGUACCAACAAUGCUAGGGUGUCUCAAGGCAUUAUAGCAAUGAAUGGUGUACUCUACCUGGUGGGUGGCUGUAUGGGCCAACAGAGUUUGGCUAACUGUUUGGUGUUUAAGCCUGAGUUGCAGGAGUGGGCUUCAUUGCCACCAAUGAAUGCACCUCGUUACCAGGCUGGAGUUUGUCAACAUCAAGGGGAACUGUAUGCCAUUGGAGGCACAGAUGGCUGGAACUGUCUCAACUCUGUAGAGAUUUUCAACUUUGAGACAAUGACAUGGCGGAAUGGUCCAAACCUUAAUGUAGCUCGACGUGGUGCUGGAUGCGUGUCAUUUGAGGGUAAAAUUUACAUCGUCGCAGGCAGUGAUGGGACACAGUCUCUCAAAUCCACAGAGGUGUUUUGUCCGGAGAAGGAUAUGUGGACAAUGGGUCCAGGGCUGAGUGUGCCCAGAGCCAAUGUCGCUGUGGUGAUCUAUACCAACCGUGUGUUCGCUGUCGGGGGAUUUUCUGGACGGACUUUUCUAGAUACCAUGGAGUAUCUGAACCCUGACAAUAAUGAGUGGUGCAGCUAUUUGUCAGUUGAGGAUUCAGGGUUGACUCAGAAAUCCUCCGAACGCUUGUGUUCCAAGUCCACAGCUGAGGCCAGUGGCAGUCAAGACAAUGGACAUGCAAAUGACAAUUCCAACAGCAACUAA